Kockovaella imperatae is the source of this 896-nucleotide messenger RNA. RefSeq lists its product as hypothetical. The transcript has 10 exons. Lineage: Eukaryota; Fungi; Basidiomycota; Tremellomycetes; Tremellales; Cuniculitremaceae. The record is from RefSeq and is a predicted model, not a curated record. Bases 19 to 660 code for a protein of 213 amino acids.
GCACAUCUCUCUGACUCCAUGGUCUUAUUCUUCACGUCUCGAGCGGUAGAUCCGCCAGUCACAAUCUACAUGGGAAGAGACAAAGUUGAGAAUGAAGAGCUCCUCAAAUACGGCCUACCAACUGAUGUCUGGUUCCACGUAGACAAGCUAUCCUCGGCUCACGUCUAUUUGCGCCAAUCGGACUCUCAACCCCAUGGCACUUGGGACAAGUUGCCAAUAGCGCUUGUGAAUGAUGCGGCUCAACUGGUCAAAGCGAAUAGCAUAGAAGGCAACAAAAAGGACAACAUCACCAUCAUCUAUACUCCCUUCACCAAUCUCAAAAAAACGGGAGACAUGGCAGUCGGACAGGUUUCUUUCCAUUCCGACAAGCUGGUCAAGCGAGUUCACGUUGCCGCUCGAGAGAAUGCCAUUGUGAAUCGACUGAACAAGACAAAGGUGGAGAAGGUCGUGGACCAUGAGGCUGAAAAGCAAGAGAGAUUGAGAGAGGAAGGAAGACGGAAAAAGGCCGAAGCGAUCGAACGGAAAGCCAAAGAGAUGGAACAGAAAAAGACGUGGGAGGAAGAGAAGAAACAGCGGACAUAUGAAGGCAUGUUCACUCAAGAAGCCUUUGACGAGUACCAAGCUGGUAAAAGUGACGAUGAUGAUGAUGAUUUCAUGUAAUGAGUACCAGGGAUGAUUGCGUUUGAUUUAGUCUUCGGCCGAUCGGGCCAGAGGGAGAGCACGCCAUUGUACACACCCUGUUUAUAGAUGGUGAAGGUAGGGUGCUUGUGUAUGUCAGACGAAUCAGGGACCUCGAUUAGUGUGUGUGGCAAGGACUCCGCCACAUUCCUCUCUGGAGUUGACCAAACUGAAUUCGCCACUAGAAAUGACAACGCAGUCGAGCUCCGGGAUGGCGU